AGCCGCAGCGCUUCCCACAAUGCACUACCCGAUCAUCAGCGGGAAACCAAAAUGGCGAACGUGCUAGGAGAAAAUGAACCGUUUGUUAUUUUCUGAAGGAGACACGAGCACCGCACGUUCCCGCGAUAUAUUCUUGAGAUAAAUUCAACUCAGAAGCAGCCGGACGAUAACGACCACUCUCGUUGACCCUUUUUUAUCCCACCAGUCGUUGGUAUUAGCGGAGGUGACCGAAUGAGAGACUCAGGGGUUGUGGACCACCUGUCUGUCCAUCACAGAACCCACCCUCAGCGGCAGCAGCAGGCUGUGUCCUUGUCCUCCACAAGCCUCUCGGGGGGAGAGUAUGGAGAAGACGAGAUGUCUGGCAGGUUUAGAGAGGGACAGGAUGUCUUGGCCCGAUGGUCAGAUGGCUUGUUCUACCUGGGGACAAUCACAAAGAUAGAUGAGGACAAGCAGCGAUGCUUUGUUGUUUUUGAGGAUCGCUCAAAGUCAUGGGUUCUUUGGCAGGACAUUCAGACUGGGGAUGAGGAUGAUGAGGAUGAUGAUGAUGACGACAUUGUGUGCUCCAUAUGUCAAGAUGAAACUUCGGAGGAACCCAAUGAGAUCGUCAUUUGUGAUAAAUGUGGACAAGGUUACCAUCAGCUGUGCCACACCCCCAUCAUUGAUUCCUCUGUCAUCGACUCGGAUGACAAGUGGCUCUGCUCAGAGUGCGAGCUCACCUCUAUACCUAAGAGGAGGAGUGCACACAGGAGGGGGGCAUCUGCAAAGAGCUUUCUGCAGCCAGAGCAGCAACAGCACCGCGCAGAUCUGCACUUGUCCCUCCCUUACACUCUGGAGGAACUGGCUUGGGACCAGGACCACAAAACAAAUAUCCAGCAAUGUUAUUGCUACUGUGGUGGUCCAGGAGACUGGUACCUGAAGAUGUUGCAGUGUAACCGGUGUCAGCAGUGGUUUCAUGAGGCCUGUCUCCAAUGCUUACAGAUGUCCUUGCUCUAUGGAGAUAGGUUUUAUCUGUUCAUUUGUUCUGUUUGCAAUGGUGGACCAGAGUACCUCAGCCGACUGCCUCUCACAUGGGAGGAUGUGACACACUUGAGUCUUUACAAUUUGAGCGUGAUUCACAAGAAGAAGUACUUUGACUCUGAGAUGGACCUCAUGGCUUACAUCAAUGACAACUGGGAGGUGCUACAGCUCGGGGAGCUCUCUAGAACUCCAAAAUCAGAGCGAUUUGAAAAUGUGCUUGAGGCAUUAAACAGCAACAGCAGCAUGUUCAUGUCAGGGAAGGAGGUAAAGAAAAAGAAGCACUUAUUUGGAUUAAGGAUCCGUUUCCCUCCUGCUCCCCCCAACUCUAAUGAGUCACACGGCAGAAUGAUGGAGAGAGCUUCACAUGAAAUUACCAUUAAAGGAUGCAAGUCCACAAAACUUCUGUCUGGCAUUAGGACUUUAACAAAUGGCACAGAUAAGAAGAGGAAGAGGAAGCAAGGAGCAUGUUCCUUGGAGAGACGAGCUAAACCACAACACUCCAAUGAACUCUUUGCCCAGCAAACAAGAAGGCCUCUAAAACUAGAGCCUCAUACUGUGGAUCACUUCACUUCUGUAAACACCAGGAGUGACCGCUCUGCGCUGUCUUCAAGAACUUCCGACGUGGAAUCCAUAGGAGCCCUGAGCACCUCAGAAACUACCUCAACCAGCAUUUCAAGACAGUCCAGCCUCUGUAGCUCCAGCAAGAUGCACAUGACUGCCUGCAUCAUGCCUGUUUCCCCCCCACCCUUAAAAAGGAAACGGGGACGGCCACGACGAGCUCUGCAGCCCCCUAACCCGGAGAUCCCUCCGCCCAGUCAUGCGGACCCAACUCACUCAGCAGCAGCGAUGCCAAGCUCCCUCCCAGGGCUUAACUCAACAGACAUUGUUCACGGCAUGGACCCCAACAGCCAGCUCUCCCACCUCAAGAGCUCCAUCAGCAGCUAUUUUGGUGCAGCAGGGCGACUGGCAUGUGGUGAAAAGUACAAAGUCCUGGCGAGACGGAUCACCCUCGAUGGCAAGGUUCAAUACCUGGUGGAGUGGGAAGGAGUCACUGCCUCAUAGGCUUCUCACCGUCGUCAUCACAUUCAACGUUUAAGCAGCACCUAUAAGAGGUAUAUGGCUGUAGUGAGGAGGCUUACACAGCCUGUAUUUUGAGCAUUAAUUGAUUGAUGCUUUUGUUUAGUUUAGACAAGAGCAAGUUAUGCUUGUUAAGCUUACUGAAAAGCCGAGUGGUUCUGGGCAGUUCAAGGUGAUUAAAGCACAUUCAGACAAUUAUUCUAAUUACUGGUCAAAGGCAAGUAAUUGUUGCCACAUCAUAUUUCUGUUAACCUCUUACUUUCAUUAUCUGCUUUGGGUGUUUACAGAAACCCCAUUUAUUCAGGGGCAAAAAACUGAUCAUUUCUCUUUAGACUUUCAGUGAGCCAUUAUUGUGCUUGGUUUUUGAUCCAUUGAUAUGCUUUUUAUUUCCAGGACCAUUAAGUAUGAAACUACAAAACGAACAAAAGUAGUGGGUCAGACAUCUUAACUGGGAAUCCUGGAGGAUGACAGAAAGAGGGGCAGUUUUGUUCCAACAUAUUACUUUGAUAAACUGCAAACACGCACUGAGGAUUAAUGGUUUGGUUGAACAAUUACUUUUCUUAACCAAUUUGGUAAUUAAAACAUCAGUGUCCCCUGCUUUUGUAAUCCCCGUUACAAGUACCUCUUGUUGCUUGGGGCAUGUAUCCUUAAUUUCUGUUUGGAAAGUGCCCAUUUGUGAGCAGAUUAAGAGGAACUCAGAACAAGAGAUGUGCUGCUGCAAAUGUUUUAUUUUAUAUAGACAUUUAACAUUUAUUAUUAUCUUUUCUAACUACGUUCUCAUAUGCCUUUUCUGUUCAAGGGGGCCGAGUUAUCUGAUUUUCCUCUUCUUUUUUUUAUUAUUGAUUGCACAUGUCAAAUUAUAUCUUAUAGGAUAUUAUCUUUUUUUAAGCCAACAAGGCAGCAUUUACCAUGCAGGUUGUAAAGUCCCAACUAUUAAAUGUGAGAAUUCAACAGGAAUAAGUGAUAAACUGUGCAUUUUGAAAAUAAAUACAUAAAUAAUUGAUUUAAAUUUUUCUAAAUAAGCAUAUCCUUUGUAGAAUUUGGAUUUAAAAAUCAACAAAAUUACCUAACUUUGAAAUCUCUAUGGACCUAUUUGGUUUUUACUUUUAGUUCUUAAUCUCACCCAGUGCUUGGUUCAGAAUUGUGUUGUGUUUUUGUUUUGUGCUGCCUAUGCAAGUUAGUCCUGCAGACAUGUAUUGUUUCUUACAGCUUGAUGGGAACUUCAGCAUUACUAAUUUGAUAAUUUGUUUCAGGCAUUUCUAUUUUGCCAUGAUGUGAGAAGUGCAACAAAAACUUACUAAUGCACUUGGAUUUUUGCUUUUACACUAAUGUUAACCAUGUAAACCUUGUAGUCCUCGCACUCAGGAUGUGCCCAAAAACAUAACUGUAAUGCAUAGGCCAGCAUUUGACAGGAGGUUUUGAAGUGUUGUUUACUGUGUUUUUGGUCAGUAUUUUUAUAUUGGGCCCUCAGUUUUUUACAUUUCAUUGGGGCCAUUAUGUAUAAAUAAGCUGUAGUACAUUUUCACUGCUACACUUGCUUGUUUAAACUGAUUCAGACAAUAAUCACUGGAUAACUGCUGUACGAGUUGAAUAAUCAGUUAGAACUGCUCUCUUCCUUUGGAGAUGUUUUGGUUAAAAUGGACAGACCUGUUUGACAUUGAUACCUCCUUACUGUAUGAAUGUUUUCGGCACAUUUAAAGCUUCUCUCCUCUGUUCAGUCAGUGUCUCAGCCCACACGUUGCUGACACUGACCUCCAGCAGGCUUCUGCAGCCAAAGAACCUAUGUUUUUUUUCUCUCUUGAGAUUCCUAUUUCAUUUUUACACAUCAUCAUUAUACAGUCUUAUAUAUUGUUUCCAAGCCUGUUUUGUUAAAGGAUAAAUAAAAGCAGAUAUUUUUAAA
Solea senegalensis (Senegalese sole) is the source of this 3994-nucleotide messenger RNA. It is a transcript of the gene mtf2, whose product is annotated as metal response element binding transcription factor 2. The record is from RefSeq and is a predicted model, not a curated record. Lineage: Eukaryota; Metazoa; Chordata; Actinopteri; Pleuronectiformes; Soleidae. Gene Ontology annotation, biological process: chromatin organization; regulation of DNA-templated transcription. Bases 232 to 2079 code for a protein of 615 amino acids. The transcript is spliced from 15 exons. Gene Ontology annotation, molecular function: DNA binding; chromatin binding. Gene Ontology annotation, cellular component: nucleus.